Messenger RNA from Leptidea sinapis, 1772 nucleotides. Its product is annotated as acyl-CoA Delta(11) desaturase-like. Gene Ontology annotation, molecular function: stearoyl-CoA 9-desaturase activity; iron ion binding. NCBI's taxonomy places the organism in Eukaryota, Metazoa, Arthropoda, Insecta, Lepidoptera, Pieridae. The record is from RefSeq and is a predicted model, not a curated record. Gene Ontology annotation, biological process: unsaturated fatty acid biosynthetic process. The transcript has 5 exons. Bases 133 to 1119 code for a protein of 328 amino acids. Gene Ontology annotation, cellular component: endoplasmic reticulum membrane.
GUUAAUUUAAACACAGUCGCUUAAUGAUUGUUUACGAGUUAGCAAGUGCUGCCAAGACUACGGACGAACGAACAUACACAGUAGAUUAAAUUUAUAACUCGACUUUAACAGUCAAAUUAUCCAACUAAUAAUAUGGCGCUGAAACAGUCGAGCGAGGAGACAGUGGAGGAAACAUCUGAAGAUCUGGUGAAGCCAGUGCCUGGGCAGUGGACGUCGAGGAAGUACCAUAUCGUGUACAGAAACCUGCUCACGUUUGGAUACGGCCAUAUCACGGCCUGUUACGGCCUUUAUCUGGCGGUCACAGAGGCUACCUGGAGUACUCUUUUCUUUAAUUGGGUGAUAUACGUGACUGCAUCCAUCGGCGUGACGGCCGGUGCUCAUCGCCUAUGGACCCACCGCGCCUACAAAGCCAAGCUUCCACUCCAGAUCCUGCUGAUGGUGAUGAACACACUGGCCUUCCAGAACACAGUCACCGACUGGGUGAGAGACCAUCGCUUGCAUCACAGGUAUAGUGACACAGAUGCAGACCCUCACAACGCAUCGCGAGGUUUCUUCUACUCUCACGUUGGGUGGCUGCUGGUGCGGAAACAUGACGAGGUGAAGAAGAGGGGCAGGCAGACAGACAUGAGCGACAUUCUUGCCAAUCCAGUUCUAAGGUUCCAGAAGAAAUACGCAGUCCCGUUCAUCGGUACAGUCUGUUUCCUACUACCAACAGUAAUACCGGUCUACUUCUGGGGGGAAACCCUUAAAGUCGCCUGGCAUCUGGCAAUACUGCGGUACAUCAUGAACCUGCACGGCACCUUCCUGGUGAACAGCGCUGCCCACAUCUGGGGCAUGAAACCCUACGAGAAGAACAUCAAACCUGCACAAAACCUGGCAGUCUCAUUCAUAACUUUUGGCGAGGGUUUCCAUAACUACCACCACACUUACCCCUGGGACUACAGAACUGCGGAACUUGGCAACAAUAUGCUGAACAUGACUACGCUGUUCAUUGAUUUCUUCGGGUGGAUCGGAUGGGCGUAUGACCUGAAGACGGUGGAUGACGAGAUUAUCAGGAGUCGCGCGAAGAGGACUGGAGAUGGUACCAACUCUUGGGGACAUGUUAAAACAGUGCUUUAAAAUAUUUUUUCGAUUGAACCAAGAAAAUAUGUUUAAAGAAACUCUUGUUUUUUCUCCUAAUUCUUGCCAAAAGGUUUUGUGGAUACUCUUCGGAAGAAAACUAUGGAAAUCUUCGAAUUAAUAAAGAUUAGAAUAGUGUACAAAUAUUUUUAUUUACUACUAGCUGACCCGGCCAACGUUAUUUUGUCAUAUAAAUUAUGUUUAGAGUUAGACCGUUUCUUGGAGAUAGCAACAUCACUUUAUUUGUUAAAAUAAAACUUUUUAUCUAAAAUAAAGUAGCCUAAGUUACUCCUUAUUACAUCAGCUACCUGCCAAUAAAAGUCCCGUCAAAAUCGGUCCAGCCAUUUCAGAGAUUAGCCGGAACAAACAGACAGACAGACAAAAAUUGUAAAAAAUAUACAUGUAAUAAAAAACAGACACUCCAAUUUUAUUUAUAUGUAUAGAUAGGGAGUGACAAUGACAUAACAUAUUGCAACAACACUUCGUAAACGUCAUGAAGAUACAUCAGUUGGUAAAGGGGACAAGAGGGAAAGAAUUGGUAAGAAACUACCAUCCAAAUGAUUUGAGUUUUCUUUAGUGUUAAUUCAGGCAAUAUUUGUCUUUAAACGUGACUGAGUCUCGUGCCUGAUUUUGGCGAGACAACACGUCCUGAG